AUGAACCACUACUUCGAGUGCGGCGGCAUCGCCUACAAGAUUAUUCCCCUCACCCUCCUCAACGAAACCGACCGAACCACAGAACCCAAAUUCACAGUUACCUGUCAAUCAGUCUCCUUGCUAGAAUUCUUCCUAAUCGUCGCAUUGCUCGUCCUCCUCCUCAGUAUCCCAGGCCUCUUCGAAAUCUUUCAGCGGAGGAUGCCCUUUACCUAUGCCUGGAUCACCACCGUCCUCUGCAACAUUCUCGUCUUAAUCCAUAACCUAUUCAAUCGACAGGACCCUGCCGAGUAUUGGCCAUUGCCGAAACGGGAGUGGUGCUUCGGACACGGCGACGACGACGACGACGGAGAUGUUGCCGAUGCAUGGACGGAAUUUCCAUUCGUGGCUGUCAACAGAUUCUUCGUUCGUUCAUAA
Molecule: messenger RNA, 414 nt
Organism: Linnemannia hyalina
Lineage: Eukaryota; Fungi; Mortierellomycota; Mortierellomycetes; Mortierellales; Mortierellaceae
Source: the annotation of a GenBank genome assembly